Sorex fumeus (smoky shrew) is the source of this 3083-nucleotide messenger RNA. RefSeq names its product gap junction protein alpha 5 (gene GJA5). Lineage: Eukaryota; Metazoa; Chordata; Mammalia; Eulipotyphla; Soricidae. The transcript is spliced from 2 exons. The record is from RefSeq and is a predicted model, not a curated record. The coding region runs from base 119 to 1171 and encodes 350 amino acids. Gene Ontology annotation, biological process: cell communication. Gene Ontology annotation, cellular component: connexin complex.
GACAGGCUCAAGAGCUAGAAGAGUGGCGGGGAGAAGAGGCGGCAGGAGCAGGCGGCCAAGGCCACUCCAGGGAGGAGAGGAAGGAGAAGUCUGGGCUUCUGCCCUGUGCUGAGCCAGGAUGGGUGACUGGAGCUUCCUGGGAGAGUUCCUGGAGGAGGUGCACAAGCACUCCACGGUCAUCGGCAAGGUCUGGCUCACCGUCCUCUUCAUAUUCCGCAUGCUGGUGCUGGGCACGGCUGCUGAGUCUUCCUGGGGUGACGAACAGGCAGAUUUCACGUGCGACACCAUGCAACCGGGCUGUGAGAAUGUCUGCUAUGACCAAGCCUUCCCCAUCUCACACAUCCGCUUUUGGGUGCUGCAGAUCAUCUUCGUGUCCACGCCAUCUCUGCUGUACAUGGGCCACGCCAUGCACACGGUGCGCAUGCAAGAGAAGCGCAGGAUGCGGGAGGCCGAUCGGGCCAAGGAGGCCCAGGGCACUGGCUACGAAUACCCGGCCGCGGAGAAGACGGGGCUGAGCUGCUGGGAGGAAGGGAACGGAAAGAUCGUCCUCCAGGGCACUCUGCUGAACACCUAUGUCUGCAGCAUCCUCAUCCGCACCACCAUGGAGGUGGCAUUUAUCGUGGGCCAGUACCUCCUCUACGGGAUCUUCCUAACGCCCCUGCACGUGUGUCGCAGGAGUCCCUGCCCGCACCCCGUCAACUGCUACGUGUCCCGGCCCACGGAGAAGAAUGUCUUCAUCAUCUUUAUGCUGGCGGUGGCUGCUCUGUCCCUCUUCCUCAGCCUGAUUGAACUCUAUCACCUGGGCUGGAAGAAGUUCAGGCAGCGAAGUGACAAGUCAACGCAGGGCAGCCCCUCUGCCGGCAGAGUCCAGAACUGUACCCCACCGCCUGACUUCAACAAGUGCCUGCAGAAUGGUUCUGGGAGCAAAUACUUCAACCCUUUCAGUAACAAGAUGGCAAAUCAGCAGAACACAGACAACCUGGCAACAGAGCAGGUGCGAGGCCAGGACCCCCUUUCCCGGGACGGUUUUAUUCACAUCCAUUAUGACCAGAAGCCGGAAGUCCCCAAUGAAGUCUCCCCAGGUCACCGCCUCCCCCAGGGAUACCCAAGUGACAAACGCCGUCUGAGCAAGGCCAGCAGCAAGGCCAGAUCAGACGACUUGUCUGUGUGACUUCCAGGGGGAGCAAAGGCAUCUGGGAGAUGGCAGAUGCAUCCACCUGGAUCCUCGGCCCUCUCAGAUUCUCAUCAAGGCCUGCUCUGCUGGGGCUCCAGGACUCAAGAGCAUUGCUCGUUUAUUCUAAGAAAAAUGGUCGAUGCUCAUAGUCAGAGACACAGCUUCCUACCCAGGUGCUGACUCUUCCCCAUUCUUUUGCCUUAAGUACUUGGUGAAGCCUUUCAGAAUAUUCAUUAAACAGGAAGGGAAAGGAACCACAGAGUCUGGCCUAUCAGGAAGGGCCAGAAGGACAGAUAACUAGACACCACCUACAUACCUGUUGGGUUUUCCAAGACUCUGUGGCUUCCUUGAUCUGAUCAUUCUUCCUCUAAAAGCAAGGACUUAACAUCACAGCAUGACCCAAGGGUCUUACAUUUGAUGGCUCUGGGAUCUGGACUAUACCUUGGAGUAGUGGUGAAGUCACUCCUCAUACUACUCAGUUUUAUUUUAAAUAGAAAUCUUGGGAACUUGACGGGCAGCCUCUACUUGACAAGUGCCUUGACACGUACCACUGGCUGAAGCAUGGCACUGGGGAUGUCGCCUCUCCUGCAUGUGUGUGGAAUCAGCUCCUGGAGGUGUAAGUUCCUUAAUGAGUGACUGUGCAUAUGAAUUCCCAGGGACUCCUCCCACCACCUGCCAACCUGUGGCUUUACACUUGAAUCUGAUGUUAGAGACCAGUCUUUUCCUCCCCCACCUGACUGCUCAGUGUGUCAUUAAAAAUCGUAUUAGCCAGGAUACUGAAGAAACCACUGUCCUUGCUCACUUGAAUUCUGACCUGAUCACCAGCCAAUAGCCCCAAGAAUUCCUCCAGCUCUUACCAACACAAAGAGUACAUUGUGCUCCUCAGGUUCCUCUUGGGAAGAAAUAAUUCUGCUGUGAAGAUGAAAAUGGAGAGAAAAUACUGGAAAAAAGAUUGUUUUACUGUCCUAUUUAUUAUACCUUGCUGACAGUCAACUUGAGUGCCAAAAAGAGGCUUGAUGAUAGCUACAAAGCCCCUUGCAUCUCUCUCUCUCUCCCUCUCCGUUUCUCUCUCUCUCUCCCUCUCCCUUUCUCUCUCUCUCAGUAGCAGGACCAGGGAAGUAUUAGGAGAUUUCUCUGUCUCUGGAAAACCCCUGUUCUCAAGGCAUACAGAGAUUCCUGUGGCUCCUAGGCACUCCUAAUGAGGCUGCCAUGAUGAGGGUGCAACAAAGCCUCUCCUUGCCUUGGGACUGGUCUGACUUCUCUAUCUAAUCCAUCCUUAGUGGGUAGUCUCUAUUUUUGGAUGAAGAUAAAAGAUACUGAAAAUGAUAGGUAGAGUGUUACAUUUUUAGUUGCAUGAGUGUGUAAGUAUGUAUGUGAGGUAUGCACGGAUAAGUCAGGGAAGUGGAGGGGAGGCCUGGAGUCAGGAAAGGCAACCUUAGUGGAAUCUGUGUCUUCCUGUCCCCCUCCUCUAUACCUCUCAGGGACAGAGCCUCCUGGUUUGCCAUGUGAUUAGCCUGAAGAGAAAGCAUGAGAGGUGGACACAGAAGAGAGAGCCCAGCUUCAACCCCCACCCCCCCCAUCUGCCCAUCUCUACCCUCUUCCUAAUAUUUGACAAUUAUUGGUGGGUGAAGAGAAGGAUGACGGUAGGGAGGAGAGACACUAGAUGUCACUUAGGGAAGAGUGAUUGAUGGUCAACCACGGCAGGCUUCUGAAGGGUGGACACCUUUCAGUCCAUUGUCUGUCACUGAAACUCUCCUUUAAUAGAACAGAAGAGACUGCCUCUCCUAUCUCUGAAAUGUGUUUGCUUUGUGAAAUGAGUCUUAUUGAAUUAGAAAUUCUGUAAGAUCAGUCCAUGAUUAUAGGAUUUCAGGAAGGAAAAAGGAAAUCAUAUUUGUAGUUUGUCUUAAUA